AUGUGCCAUCGAACAACGUGCCCAAACGACGGCAAGCCGACGUGGUGGGGGUGUGGCCAUCACAUUGAAUCUGCGCUCAAGGACGUGCCCGAGCAAGACCGGUGUCAGUGCGAGCACGAGUCGAUCCCCUACCUCCCCUUCAUGAAGCGCGUCAAGGCCAAGCCUGCUGACAAGGCGGGAGAGGUCGAGGCCAAGUGA
Messenger RNA from Vanrija pseudolonga, 198 nucleotides. RefSeq lists its product as uncharacterized. The record is from RefSeq and is a predicted model, not a curated record. NCBI's taxonomy places the organism in Eukaryota, Fungi, Basidiomycota, Tremellomycetes, Trichosporonales, Trichosporonaceae. Bases 1 to 198 code for a protein of 65 amino acids. The transcript has 3 exons.